Molecule: messenger RNA, 750 nt
Organism: Chara braunii
Lineage: Eukaryota; Viridiplantae; Streptophyta; Charophyceae; Charales; Characeae
Source: the annotation of a GenBank genome assembly
CGGUAGUCGAUGCAGAGACGAAGAGUUCCAUCCGCUUUGUGAGCAAAGAGGACGGGUGCACCCUACGGGGAGUUGCUGGGUUUAAUGAAACCCAGUUUCAGGAGCUCCUCAAGCUGACGCUUGAGUUCGGUGGCCUCGGGGAUCGAGAGUYUGUAGGGUGCCUGGUGGUGAACACGAUAGUCAGGCACGAGCUGAAUGGAGUGCUCGACGUCACGCAUCGGUGGGAUGCCGGCGUACGAGAACGAUGAUGGGAAAACGUCGUGGUACUCUCGGAUGAGGUCGCGAACUGCGGGCUCCAAGUCAGUCGUAUAUUGUGCGAGUUCCUCAGCAUCAGCGUCAGCGCGCCACGGCGGGGUGGACUCGACGGACGGCGGAGGGACGGAAGUAGAGAUGGGAGCCAUGGAGAUAGAGGGAGGAUCUGGCUCCAGAGGGAUGAGCUCGGCGUCGGGACAGGGUGGAUCAUAGUGUAAGAGAUCCGUCACGUCCACCAUAAAGAAGGUGACGCCGUCCUGUCGAAUGAAGUGAGCGAACUGCCGACGCAAGGUGACAGUGAUAGAGGGAGAUGGUGUGGGCACUGAAGGCUCCGGGGGAGGAGGAUCAGGGCGUGGUGUCACCGUGGUACCUAUGAAGGUACGCGAUACGUCUGUCCACACUUCGUUUUGAGAAUGAGAGUGUUGGUCGCCCAGUCGGCCACGGUGCUGCGGAACCGACGAGACCACGGAGUGUCGAGAAUGAAGUCGUACCCCGUCU